Dama dama (fallow deer) is the source of this 1557-nucleotide messenger RNA. Its product is annotated as leukocyte-associated immunoglobulin-like receptor 2. Lineage: Eukaryota; Metazoa; Chordata; Mammalia; Artiodactyla; Cervidae. The transcript is spliced from 6 exons. Bases 290 to 883 code for a protein of 197 amino acids. The record is from RefSeq and is a predicted model, not a curated record.
CGUGCUGCACAAAGCGUGUUCUGCUCACGGGUGGAGAAUGGGCUCCCCCCUCGGGGUGCGCCCGGAGAGAAGUUGAACCUCGUGGGGGCCCAGAGGGAGGAACAGCUAAGGGGCGCUGCGGCCCCUGAGCAGGAAGUGUGCUGGGCGGGGAGGGCGCUCUUCCCCUUUGUGUGAGGCUGUUGGUGUGGAAACGGCCCCAGAAAGGCCAGCGGCACAUCCCCUUCUCCCGAGGGCUGCAGGCUCCGUCCCUCAGCACCGACUCCAGGACGCCCCGGGACAGGGCUGGGCCAUGGCGCCCGGGCCCUCCACCCUCCUGGGCCUGGUGCUCUGUCUGGCCCAGAUGGCCUGCACCCAGCAGGGGACCCUGCCCAGACCCUCCAUCUCAGCUGAGCCGGGCUCCGUGGUGCCCUGGGGGCGGCCAGUGAGCAUUGUGUGCCGGGGCCCUGCCGGGGUUAGGAGCUUCCGCCUGGAGAAGGACAAUAGAUACAACUACAUGGAAGUGGCUGUCACGUCCAGAGGUGAACAGGAGACGGAGGCCAGAUUCCGCAUCACCGCCCUGCAUGAAGACGCCGUCGGGCGUUAUCACUGCAUCUAUGGAACAGAGUCCAGCUGGUCUGAGCGCAGCGAGACCCUGAGCCUGGAGGGGACCGAGGAGGCCGUCUCUGCCCUGCCCACAGGACGGCGGAUGCUGGCACCCGAAGCUAUGGGAGGAGGGAACAGGGAAAGCACAGAAGUGAACCAGGAGCUAAGGGGCUGGGACGAGGAGGCUCCAGUGAAAGCCGCCCCCGACCGACAGACUCCGGCUCCCAGACAGCCCACACCCCCCAGGACCACACGCUGGAGAACGGGGUCCGCCUGGGCGUGGCUGGCAUGGUCUUGCUGAUCCUGGUGGCGAUUCUGGCAGAAGCCAGGCAUGGCCAGGGGAGGUUCCAAUGCAGACCACAGGAAUGGAGACCAAAGGGUGCCCCCCAGAGAGACUGACCCCCAGGGGACCCAGGGCGGACAUUCCCGAGGACUCAAGAGUCUCCCAGGAGACCCAGCGCCCAGUGUGGCCGGGUCCUCAUGGUGAACGUGGCCGGCGGCUGGCCUGCCCACCAGCAUGCCUUCUCAGAAGCGGACACGCCCCGCGCCCUCCCAGGCACGUCGGCCGGCCACCAGUCUGCGGGGCUCCCCUCCAUGCCUGGCCCUCAUCGCCACGUCCCUGAGCCCUCCUGACCUCCCUUCUCUCCAGGCUCUUCCCUCCAGCCUCUACCUCCCGCUUCUUCCCGCCCCUCCCUCUGGGCGUCCUUCCCACAUCUGAGCGCACGAUUCCCACCCAUCUCCCCACCCCGCCUCCUGGAGCCCCGAAACCUCAGCUGCUAAGGCCCUGGCUGCCUUGGGCACCGCACCGGUCGCCUGCCUUACCUGGGAAGCCCUGAACUGUGCCCACCCCGCUCCUACCUGCAUCCUGUUUCCCGUCUUUCUGGAACACUCUCUGCCUUCCUGGGUCUGACUGUCGUCUCCUCGUGGCCCCACGGUCCUAUAAUAAAAGUCCAGGGGAAGAAAUGUAAGUCAAAA